AACCUCACUGCGCUCGUCUAUGAUCUCGCGAGAGCGGCCCCUCACGACGGAGCCUGGCCGCUGCGAUGCUGUUGCUGUGGGUUUGAUUGACAGGAAACAUGUCGGUGUGGUGGGAGCGAACCGGGAUGCAGCUGCUGCCAAGGGAGACAGGGAGUACCUGCAUCCAAUCCACACAUCAGCACCUUUAAAACCACCAGGCUUUCCUCCCGAUCCGCCCGUUUAUGAUGCGCUGAGCAGCAUCUUUCUUUAUUUUUUCUUUAUGUCUUUUUUUUCCCCCCUCAACAUCAAUUUGAGAGGAAGGGACACCCAAUGGAUGCGGAGGCAAACCGUGUAGUCCCGUUCAGUAUCUUCAUAUUGUGUUUGAUUUAGAGACACCUUGAUGAUCCAGCAGGAACUACGAGCACUGUUGUUGCAAUGGAGUCGACUCUCUCUCGGUUCAAACAUCGUCUCUAAUCAUACAACAUCUCGUUUCAUGGCGUUUUGCAGGUUGCUCUGUUCUGUGGGCUCCUCCACGGUUAUUUUUUGAAUUACUAUUACUAUUUUUUUCUUUUUCUUUUUGGAAGUGCAAAGGGAAAAUAACAUCCACUGCUCGCUAAACUAUGAACGAGGAGAUGACAAAAAGCGAGGAGCAGCAUCUUAGUUUGCAGAAAGCCUUGCAGCAGUGCGAGUUGGUGCAAAAUAUGAUAGACAUAAGCAUUUCUAGUUUGGAGGGUUUAAGGACCAAAUGUGCCACAUCCAACGACUUGACACAAAAAGAGAUACGAACGCUGGAGGGGAAGUUGGUGAAGUACUUCAGCCGCCAGCUGUCCUGUAAGUGCAAAGUGGCCUUAGAGGAGCGCAGUGCCGAGCUUGAGGACUUCCCCCGCCUCGGACACUGGUUCCGCAUCGUCAACUUGAGGAAAGAGGUCACAGAGGAGAUGAGCCCGGGUGAGGUGACUCUGGAGGGCCUGUUGGAGAUGAGCGAGGAGCAAGUGUGUGAACUUCUGCAGAAGUUUGGUGCCAAUGAAGAGGAAUGUGCCCGACUCAACGCUUCCCUCACCUGCCUCAGAAAGGCUCACCAGCUGGAACAACUUGAGGAGGAUAAAUUGCACAGUAAUGGAGGGAGCCAGGCAAAACAGGACUGGUCGAUCCAGUGGCCCACUUCUGAAUCUGGCAAAGAAAAUACUCCAGUGUGCCAGCCAGAGGCCAGUCAGUGGAUUCGCUUCCAGCUUGCCCAAAGCCCCAAAGUCCAGUCCAAGUACAACCAGCACAUGUGCCACAGCCCCCAGGCCUUGGCUCCUGCUUUGUAUACGGAUCGGCUCACUGUUGACAGCCCAGCCCCAGGGCUCUUCCCCUCCUUGGACUAUGGUCAGCGCUCCCUGCCCCCAUCACCCCGCCAGAGGCAUUUUGGCCACACACCUCCUCGGACUCCUUUGGUGGUCAACACCAUGACUCCACCUGGCACUCCUCCCAUGCGACGAAGAAACAAGGUGAAGGCCCCAGGAACGCCACCUCCACCAAGCCGCAAGCUCAUCCAUCUGCUGCCCGGCUUCACUGCACUGCAUCGCAGCAAAUCCCAUGAGUUCCAGCUGGGAAACCGCUUAGAUGACACGCAGACACCAAAAGCCAAGAAGAAGACCAAGCCCUUGAACCUUAAGAUCCACAGCAGUGUGGGCAGCUGUGAGAAUCUGCCCACGCAGCGCUCGCCCCUCCAUACCGAACGUUCUCUGCGAUCCUUUUUCUUCCCCUCGUUCAUCCCGUCUACACCUCCCGUCCAUGCCGAAACACCCUCCGCAAACACUCUUUCAGUGCCUCGCUGGUCCCCACAGAUUCCCCGAAGAGAUCUGGGAAACUCAAUAAAACACAGGUUUUCCACAAAGUACUGGAUGUCACAGACAUGUAUAGUUUGUGGAAAGGGGAUGUUGUUUGGACUAAAAUGUAAAAACUGCAAGCUGAAGUGCCACAACAAAUGCACCAAAGAAGCCCCACCUUGCCAUUUACUGAUCAUACAGCGAGGUGGACGAGAAUCCCUCAAAGAUCACCAAGGAACGACUCAAGUAGCUCGUUUGGUACGGACUGAAUCAGUGCCAUGUGACAUCAACAACCCGCUCAGGUACACAGACCUGCACAUCAGUCAGACGCUCCCCAAAACCAACAAAAUCAACAAGGAUCACAUCCCAGUCCCAUAUCAACCAGACUCCAGCAGCAAUCCCUCGUCCACCACCUCGUCUACGCCGUCCUCUCCAGCUCCUCCCUUGCCCAGCAGUGCCACACCCCCCUCACCGCUGCAUCCCUCCCCACAGUCAGCACGGCAACAAAAGCAGUUCAACUUGACAGCCUCCAGUUAUUUCAAAUACAAACAACAAUUCAUCUUCCCUGAUGUUACUCCAGAGGCACCGCCCAGCAGAGCACCACAAGUCAUUCUGCAUCCUGUCCUUUCUGAGCCAGGGAAUGAGGGCAACCCUUUACUUCAGAUCGAAGUGGAACCUACAUCAGACAAUGAGGACGGCAACGAUGAGGAUUCUGGUGAUGAGUUCGAGGAGAUGAACUUGUCACUGCUGUCUGCUCGCAACUUCCCACGCAAGGCCAGCCAGACCAGUAUCUUCCUGCAGGAGUGGGAUAUUCCCUUUGAGCAGCUAGAAAUUGGAGAGAUGAUCGGCAAAGGUCGCUUUGGUAAAGUUUACCACGGUCGAUGGCACGGAGAGGUCGCCAUCCGCUUAAUUGACAUCGAGCGCGACAACGAAGACCAACUGAAGGCUUUCAAGCGUGAGGUGAUGGCCUACCGCAACACUCGCCACGAGAAUGUGGUGCUGUUUAUGGGAGCGUGUAUGAGCCCACCACAUUUGGCCAUCAUUACCAGUUUGUGUAAAGGCAGGACACUUUAUUCUGUGGUGAGGGAUGCCAAGGUUGUCCUGGAUGUUAACAAGACCCGACAGAUCGCACAAGAGAUGGUCAAGGGGAUGGGCUACCUCCAUGCUAAAGGGAUUUUACACAAAGACAUGAAGUCCAAAAAUGUGUUUUACGACAACGGUAAAGUCGUCAUCACUGACUUUGGACUCUUCACCAUAUCUGGAGUUCUGCAGGCUGGCAGCCGAAGAGAAGACAAACUGAGGAUCCCCAAUGGUUGGCUGUGUCACUUGGCCCCAGAAAUCAUCCAGCAGCUCUCGCCGGACACAGAAGAGGACAAGCUUCCUUUCUCCAAACAGUCAGAUGUCUUUGCUUUUGGCACCAUCUGGUUCGAGUUACACGCACGUGAGUGGCCUUACAAGAGUCAGCCAGCAGAGGUGAUCAUAUGGCAGAUUGGCAGUGGGAUGAAGCCCAACCUCGCCCAAACUGGCAUGGGGAAAGAGAUAUCAGAUAUUUUACUCCUGUGCUGGGCAUACAAGCAGGAAGAGAGGCCCAGCUUUUCCAAGCUGGUAGAUUUACUGGAAAAAUUGCCAAAAAGGAACCGCCGGCUUUCCCACCCAGGGCACUUCUGGAAGUCAGCUGAGUAUGUCAAAUGAGUUAGGGAUACAAAACAGCAAACAAUCAACAAGUCUAAAACGCAGCUGUCAUAACUCCACAUAAAUAUCCCACCUUGUUAAAGAAUGCACUGAAUCCAAAAGCCAGCCCAGUGAUGAAAACUGCCCGUAAUGUGUGUAUUUUCUUGGAAUGUUGGCAUGUGUGAUAUGAUAAGUUGACUGUCCAGUUUCUCAAAGUAGUCGGGACUCAUGGUUUCUUUUUAUUUGAUUUUAACCAUACUGGAUGUCUUUCCUCUUAUCUUUUGUUGACUUGUUCCCUUCAUUAUAUUUGAUAUGUUUCUUGGAUGUAUCUUGCUUGUAACUUUCAACAAAUCACAUCAUCUUGGAAAAAAAAGAACAAAUGUAGUUUUUUUUUCUCCAUGUCUUAUUCUUUUUUUCAUUUUGUUUUAUUUUAUUGAAUGAAUGUAACUGUUUUACAUUGCAUAUUGUAUAUUUUCCAUGACAUUGUCUUACCAUUUUGUCUGUCAACUGUGUAGAUUAUUUUAUCAUUGUUACUUCAUGGUCGCUCAUGUAUGGAAGUCCUGAUAUGUGUUUGUUCAAUUUAAAAAUAUCCUCUUAUUUACACCACACCAUUUGAAUGUGAAGAAGCCAGCACCCUGUUUUGUGUGGGGAUGCAUUGGCCCUGUUCUUUGAUGGGAGAUUUUUCUCUGAUCAGCCUGUGCUUUGAAAAUUACGUGUGAACUGAUGGUAGAUAUUUGAACAAUUACUGCCUUUGAGCAGUCAGGCCAGGACUCCCUCACUCAACACUGUUCUGUGAAAUCACUGACACUUGAAAUGUACCUCAAUUAUUGGAGAAAUUACCUGUCAGAUGUGCUAUCACUGAGCCCAUUCUCCUAUAACUAUAUUAUUUACUUUAAAUAGUAAUGAUAGUUGCAUUAUUGGAUACAGAUAAAAAUCAAAGCCUUGCUACAUUGUAGUCAAUACAACACCACAAAUUAAUUUUGUUCCAUCAAUAUGAGAAUUUUGCAGAUUCUAAUCACAACAUGUUGAAAAUGACACAGCUCUUUGAGUAUUUUAUUAGUUUAUCAGCCUGAACAGAUUCCCGUCUCUACAACCAUGUGACUGCUGGAUGCUUUUAAGAAGAUACAUGAUUCUGCAAAUAAAAACUCUAAUAAAAAGGUUAUGUUAUUUUCAGGCCAGCAAAAACAGUCAAAAUUACUGGAAAGCAGUGUUGAAGUCACUUUAAUGUGGAAAUUCUACAAUAUAUUGUACCUCAUGUAUAUCAGGAAAGAUUUCACUUAGCAGUUUUCAAAAAUUAAUACAGUUUUCAUCCUAUAAAAGAGACUUUAGAAGUUAAACUUACAUGUCUAAACAAAAUGUCCAACAAUGAGAAAUCAAAUUAAUAAAAUGUGAUAAGUUUGUACAAAUAGUACAUCCAAUUAAACCACUAUAAGAGGCGGGAAAUUCUGCUAAAUGCUGCUACGCAGCUAACCCAAAAUGCUAACGUUGUGACAAGAAAUGUAAAAUUCAAAGUUGCUCAACUACAAUAAAGCAGCAUUAUGUCAGAAAAAUGUUACAUAUAUAUAUGUCAAUAAAUUCAGGUUUUCAGUGAGGGGGAGACUGAAUUUGGUAAAGUUAUGUUCUGCAGACAGACAAAAUAUUAAAG
Messenger RNA from Melanotaenia boesemani (Boeseman's rainbowfish), 5106 nucleotides. It is a transcript of the gene ksr2, whose product is annotated as kinase suppressor of ras 2. Lineage: Eukaryota; Metazoa; Chordata; Actinopteri; Atheriniformes; Melanotaeniidae. Gene Ontology annotation, molecular function: ATP binding; protein kinase activity. Gene Ontology annotation, biological process: protein phosphorylation. The record is from RefSeq and is a predicted model, not a curated record. The transcript has 21 exons. Bases 600 to 3482 code for a protein of 960 amino acids.